Molecule: messenger RNA, 183 nt
Organism: Schistosoma turkestanicum
Lineage: Eukaryota; Metazoa; Platyhelminthes; Trematoda; Strigeidida; Schistosomatidae
Source: the annotation of a GenBank genome assembly
AAUAUCACCUAUUUCUGUUAUCGCCCGCGAGAAAACAAUUUCUGGAACCCUUGUCGAUCAUUGGUAGUUCUUCUCUGUGUAAAGAAGCUGUGUUUGCCGAAGUCAAAGCUUGUUGUUAACGUCUAUGGGGAUCUAGUGACAUCAUCGCCUGUAAGUUUACCAAGUCUCAUCAGUUUCAAAUAA